UUGUGUCUGACACAGGCUAUUUCAUUCAAACAGGUUCUUGACGCUGUCGAUCACUGCAGUGUAACAUGUUAUUUUUCAUCGUUGGAAUAUACUGUGGUCUUAUCUGUGUUGAAGGAAGCAGCAUGGAAGCAUCAUUACAUCAGCAAAUUUUCAAAAACUAUAACAAACAUGUCUUACCUGGAGAAAUAGAUGAAGCUGUAAAUGUAUCUGUGGACGUGAAGUUAUCCUACCUUGUCGGCUUGGAUGAGAAACAUCAAAUGCUUUCAUUAGGGAUGUAUUUUAAUAUUACGUGGGUGGAUGAAGCCCUAUCGUGGAAUGAAACCGAAUUUCCAGGUUUACAAGAGAUUAUUGUUCCAGAUAAACAGAUAUGGCUUCCUCAAAUUGCCAUUCCGUCUGCAAUAAGGACAAACAGAUACCUGACUGCAGUGAAUUACCCUGUUAGCAUUCAAUCCAACGGUACUGUGAUAUGGAUUCCCGACUAUACCGGAAAUAUCCAGUGUCCAAUAGACACAACAAGAUUCCCAUUUGACAGUCAAACAUGUUUAUUUGACAUUACGCUGUGGGUAUAUAAAAAAAAGCAUGCACAGAUUGUUAAGUCGAAAGGUCAUGCUGAAUCCACAGUGAAACAAAAUGGACAAUGGGAGAUAAAUACUGUAGAAAGCAAUCUGGUUACACCCUUGGGUGAACGGAAUUAUAUUGCCAUUACUCUGGACAUGCACCGGCGACGGGAGUAUUACUUGGUAAGCAUCAUAUUACCUACAGCUGUAACCUCCUGUUUGAACCCCUUUGUGUUCCUGUUGCCAGCUGAAAGUGGGGAGAAGGUGGGAUUGGCCACGACCCUGAUGCUUUUCUACUACGUCAUGCUGAGCCACAUCUUUGAUAACAUCCCGGCUAAUUCCCUCACUAUGCCUGUAUUUGGAAUUUUCAUUGGAGGACAGCUCGUAUUGUCAGGUCUAUCAGUUGUCUGUAUUGUGGUUCUUCUGAAGCUGAGCCAAACCAACCGUGAUGUUGCAAAGAUUGAAAGAUCGGAAGAUGGGAACACCCCAAAGAUUAACUGCUUGUGGAAACGAAUUGAAACUAUUUUGUUUUGCGUGUUUGCAAUAACUGGAAUUGUGUUUUGUGGAACAGUGUUGAUUCUCGUGCAACUAUGAAGCUGUCGGGUUAUCAUGUGGUACCACAACAAUGAAAGGAGUGCAAU
Molecule: messenger RNA, 1198 nt
Organism: Haliotis rubra (blacklip abalone)
Lineage: Eukaryota; Metazoa; Mollusca; Gastropoda; Lepetellida; Haliotidae
Product: acetylcholine receptor subunit beta-like
Exons: 1
Coding region: 66-1151 (361 amino acids)
Biological process (GO): regulation of membrane potential; nervous system process; signal transduction
Cellular component (GO): membrane; synapse; neuron projection
Molecular function (GO): transmembrane signaling receptor activity; extracellular ligand-gated monoatomic ion channel activity; neurotransmitter receptor activity
Source: RefSeq, a predicted model, not a curated record